This is a messenger RNA of Triticum aestivum (bread wheat), 2971 nucleotides long. RefSeq lists its product as uncharacterized. The transcript is spliced from 3 exons. The record is from RefSeq and is a predicted model, not a curated record. The coding region runs from base 1304 to 2278 and encodes 324 amino acids. NCBI's taxonomy places the organism in Eukaryota, Viridiplantae, Streptophyta, Magnoliopsida, Poales, Poaceae.
CCGCACACUUCCCUUUCCUCCUUUAUCUUUCCGUUGCUGCUCCUUCCUAGAUCACCACAACCACAGCACCGCCACCGCACCUCUUUUUCUCUUCCUCUUCCCUCCAUCAUCACCACAACCCCGGUCCACUGCCUCCUCCUUCUCUCGUCAACCACCGCCGCACGAACCUCCCGAGUUGGGGCGGGCACAAAAGGCCGUGGCGAGUCUGGGACCGCAUCCGUCCUCCAUCCCUCGUCGGCCGCCGCUACUGCUUAUCCUCUCUCCUGUCCUGGCCUCGUCUCCCGCGACUGGUGGUGGAAAGCCAUGGGUGGUGGAGAGGAGGAAGGAAGGUAGGGGAACAACGGGGAAGAGGAUGGACGGGGGCUUCACUCCCAGAUUUUGUGCCCCGAGCCAUGGAUGGCUAAGAGAAGGAAGUGUCCUACGCUCCUUUCUCAGGUUUUUUGCAAUGGUGCUUCUCCGCUGGAUGGGUACAGCUAGUUGAGGUUAAUUUUGUUGUCGUCUUUCCUUCGUACAUCAUCGCAACAUUCUCGCUUUCGCAUUGAAGGUUUGAUGUCACUCCUUGUGCUUGCCUGUAAGAUGUUCAAUGAAAUGUCUUGUGCUAACAGUGUUAAUUUUGUUAUCGUUCUUUCCUUCGUUCAUCAUCAGAAUCUAUUUACCAUGGUUACCUUUUGUUCCAUGGGGUCUAGAAUCAUCUUUUUUUAUAGGCGAAGCUAAAUCCAUAGUUGUUUUUGUAUUCAGAAUAAUAGAAAUAAAAUUUAAAGAAACACAAGUGUGCAGGCUGCCAAUUUAGUCCUCGUGUACAGCCACUUUUGAUUUUUAGUUCAUUGGUUAAUUCAGAAUCUAUAAAUGAAUUCCUCUUUGCUUUAUGGAUUCCCCGCUUUUUAGGGGGACGCUCGAUUUCGCUCUUCGUUGGCCCUUCGAUCGAUCUUUUUAUGGUCAACCGUGUCCACUUAGCCGUUCGAUGUUGUCUGCUUGUUGACUCCCGUUUUCAUCCCGUGGUUGAUUUUUUCCACGUCCAUGACUGGUGGGCUCUUCUGACAGCGCUAUUGGCUGGGUGAAACGCAGGCGGGUGAGAACGAGCCUGUCCUCGCGCGUCGCGCGUUCGAUCCGCCGCUCGCGCCAUGCGUCCUGGACCCGCUGCUCGCGUCGUGCGUCUUGGGAAGCCGCAGAGGGUGGUUGGACGACACAUGCGCACCCGCUUUGGACGCUCUACACGCGAUGACAGGUGGUCCCGUGCUGCUACUGGCCUCGCUCGUCGGCUGCCGUAGCUAGACUCCUCUGGGAUGGGUUGGACGGGAAGGUCAUGCGGCGUGCAUCACGGAGGGGCCGCGGUGUGUCGUGCGUCCUGGAGGGCCAGUGCAGGGUGCGCUGGGCAGGCGCAUGUGCACCCCGGCUAGUUCACACUCCCGCUUUUGCGAUGACAUGUGGCCCCAUACUGCUGCUGGUCCCAUCCGUCGGUUGCAGCGGCUGCAUUGCCUGGGCAUCUCGUGGCGAUUUAGUCUCACGGUCGCGGGAUAUUUCCUCGAGUCAACUACUCCGGUCGCGUCGUUCCUCACACGCUGCCCGCGUCGUGCGUCGUGGGGAGACGUGUGAGCGCCAUGCCAUGGGCCCCUCCUAUGCGAGGCGUGCGCCGAGCCUGCGCGUCCUUUGCGGGCGUGCUCGUCUAUCUCUUGUGCAGGUUGGCUCUCUCCCGUGGGUCGAUGUAUGGUGGGUUUGGUCGGUCUCUUGGGACACGUGCCUUCGCCGCACUGGUGGGUCUAUUCCCGAGCUGCAAUUGUUAACCGCUGUGGAGAGAGACCGCGCACUUCCCUUUCCUCCUUUAUCUUUCCGUUGCUGCUCCUUCCUAGAUCACCACAACCACAGCACCGCCGCCGCACCUCUUUUUCUCUUCCUCUUCCCUCCAUCGUCACCACAGCCCCGGUCCGCUGCCUCCUCCUUCUCUCGUCAGCCACCGCCGCACAAACCUCCUGAGUUGGGGUGGGCACAGAAGGCCGUGGCGAGUCUGGGACCGCAUCCGUCCUCCGUCCCUCGUCGGCUGCCGCUACUGCUUAUCCUCUCUCCUGUCCUGGCCUCAUCUCCCGCGACUGGUGGUGGAAAGCCGUGGGUGGUGGAGAGGAGGAAGGGAGGUAGGGGAAUAACGGGGAAGGGGAUGGACGGAGGCUUCACUCCCAGAUUUUGUGCCCCGAGCCAUGGAUGGCUGAGAGAAGGAAGUGGCCUAUGCUCCUUUCUCAGGUUUUUUGCAAUGGUGCUUCUCCGCUGGAUGGGUACAGCUGGUUGAGGUUAAUUUUGUUGUCGUCUUUCCUUCGUACGUCAUCACCACAUUCUCGCUUUCGCAUUGAAGGUUUGAUGUCACUCCUUGUGCUUGCCUGUAAGAUGUUCGAUGAAAUGUCUUGUGCUAACAGUGUUAAUUUUGUUGUCGUUCUUUCCUUCGUUCAUCAUCAGAAUCUGUUUACCAUGGUUACCUUUUGUUCCAUGGGGUCUAGAAUCGUCUUUUUAUAGGCGAAGCUAAAUCCGUAGUUGUUUCUGUAUUCAGAAUAAUAGAAAUAAAAUUUAAAGAAACACAAGUGUGCAGGCUGCCAAUUUAGUGCUCGUGUACAACCACUAUUGAUUUUUAGUUCAUUGGUUAAUUCAGAAUCUAUAAAUGAAUUCCUCUUUGUUUUAUGGAUUCCCCGCUUUUUAGGGGGUCGCUCGAUUUCGCUCUUCGUUGGCCCUUCGAUCGAUCUUUUUCUGGUCAACCGUGUCCACUUAGCCGUUCGUUGCUGUCUGCUUGUUGACUCCCGUUUUCAUCCCGUGGUUGAUUUUUUCCACGUCCAUGACUGGUGGGCUCUUGUGAUGGCGCUAUUGGCUGGUGAAAGAACAUGCGGUGCCCCCAUGUUUGGUUUUGGUAAUUGAUAACAAUCUCUAUGGACUAAUGGUUGUCUUGAGUUGUAUUUGAAGGAUUUGUCUAUAGGCUUUUCUUGAAGUCCAUGUG